GGGUCUACCGCCGAGUUUAGGGCAACAUCCCCCGUAUCUCCAGCAACAGAGACUAAAGACCCUCCUCCGAAACCUAAUGUCUCCAUAGCGGUGGUUCCAAGUGGUAUCGUUUUGUCGUGGUACAUGACUCUUGAGGAGAGACACGCGGCUAUAAUGAACUAGCAACUGUUUGCCCUUUAGGACGGAGGCACAACGGAGAACCCUCACCAGUGGAAGAAGAUUGGAGUCGUCAAGGCGUUGACGCUUCCUAUGGCUUGCAUUCUGACUCAGUUAUCACCCGGCAAUAAGUGCCACUUCUUGGUACGCGCUACUGAUGUUAAUGGACGACAGGGUGAGUGCAGUGAGGCCUGCACUAUUACUCUCAAAUAA
Pocillopora meandrina is the source of this 369-nucleotide messenger RNA. The record is from the annotation of a GenBank genome assembly. NCBI's taxonomy places the organism in Eukaryota, Metazoa, Cnidaria, Anthozoa, Scleractinia, Pocilloporidae.